Thrips palmi is the source of this 2239-nucleotide messenger RNA. Its product is annotated as nascent polypeptide-associated complex subunit alpha, muscle-specific form-like. The record is from RefSeq and is a predicted model, not a curated record. Bases 125 to 1495 code for a protein of 456 amino acids. Lineage: Eukaryota; Metazoa; Arthropoda; Insecta; Thysanoptera; Thripidae. The transcript is spliced from 6 exons.
CGUCCCGACGGCUCCAUUCAGUCAGUGUCGGGCCGCACCGACGGCCAGCGCGUCGCCUGUCUUCCUCGGACACCUCACAGUGUGUCUCACAGUGUCCGCAGUGUCUCGCAGACAGGCCGGAGCCAUGGAGCCCCGGACCGCGCGGCGCGGCCCACCGAGUAGUGGCUCGUGGCUGGUGGCGGCCGUCGUGCUCUCCAUGGGUGUCAGCGCGGCGAUGGGGUGCGACUGCGCGACGAGCAAGGGCGCCAGCGCCCCGCCGGAGAACUCGCUGCUUCCCCGGGGCGGGCCGGCAGCGCCGCAAGCGCCGCCAGCGGGGGCGGCGCCCAGACGGACCACCACCACCACGCUGGACGACGUGCUCACCCCCGAGCUCGUGCAGAGCUACCUGGCGCUGCAGCUGCACCGCGCCGCGCUGGACAUGGCCGAGCGGACGCAGGCCACGCGGUCGUCCGGCGCGAGGUGCUCCGACCCCCAGUCUCCCUGCGGGCGCGCCGCGUCGCUGCGCCGCUCCAGGCGCUUCGCGGCGGCGGUCCGCUCCGACCCUGGCCGCGACGGCGACGUCCCCGUGGUGCUGGGGCUCGUCGGCACGGGGCUGCCCUCGGGGCUGCCCUCGGGGCCCUCGCGCUCGUUGCUGGCGCCCGCGGCCAGCACCGAGCCCACCGUGCCCGUGGUCAAGGGCUCGGCCGACCCGGCGCACCCCACCACGCCGCGCACCGCCCUGCUCCCCGGGGACCUGCAGCUCACGCCCGAGGAGGAGGAGGCCCUGGCCGUGCUGCUGGAGGGCAGGCACCACAAGAACGGCGACAAGCCCUUCAGGACGAGGCCGGCGGCGCCGCGGCCCCCCACCAGGCCCGCCAACUGGCCGCCCAGCACGGCGUCCAGCACGCCCGCCUCGGUGGCCAGCGUCAGCGGCAAGGUCGGCGGCAAGACGAUCCCCUCGGCCGCGGCUCCCGCGGCCGGCCGCCCCCCGCAGCGCAGCAGCACCGCCAACAAGGACAGCUGCUGCAGCCAGCGCAAGCUGGUCCAGGAGCUGGAGCGGCAGCUCACCCUCCUGAGGCAGCUCAACGCCGCGCACAUGCGCGAGGACUGGGUCCGCGCCAGCUAUCCCAGCCCGUACUACCCCUACCUGCACAACCUGCCCGUCCAUUCGGCCAGAGGCUACGAGGACGGCCCCAUGCUGGUGCCCACCUACUUCCUGCCGUCGGGGUGGCGGCGCCGCGACGCCCUGCUGCCGCCGCCGUCGACGUGGACAUCCGGGGCGCGGCGGCCCGGCCCCGCGCUGCCCGACCCGGCCAACUGCGACCGCCAGGCGCAAGAUGACCAGGACGCCGACGACGGCGACGGCGGCCACCUGGACGACAAGGUGCAGUUGAGCGAGCAGCAGCGCGACGCCGCGGACCGCGAAGCUGACGACCUCCGGGGCGCCGAUCCUCACGACGACGUCGGCGUCGACCCCAAGAUCGGACAGCCCGUGGACUUUGAGAUCCGCCGAUGAGGCGGCGCGUCGUGGCGACGAGCACCGAGACCACGGCGAUGGCGCCGCACGCCACGCGCCGCGACACGCCACCGUAAGGUGGACUAAUUGCUCCGCCACUCCACUGGAAGGCUGGACUGCCCCGCUGAAUCACGCGGAAUGCCUCCGCCGCGACCUGCAGGCCGCGUCCCUGGACCUGGUUCAAGUUGCCGGGGCCCUAAUUGGGCAGGUCCUGGCUAUGCAGUGCCUCUCGCAGAUCGCCUUGCGAGCGGCGACUGGCGGCGUUCUCCUGUUUCUCGCCAGCAGGCCGAUGCCGAACAACGCUGUCUCUCUCCCUCGCACCCCUACAGCACGCCCCAUGAGUGCGAGAGAGACAGGGCGACGAAAGCACUUUCAGACUCUUCGGUGUCCCAGACCAAGAUGCGGCGGAGAUAGUGGCGUCGCUGGCCCCUGCCGGCUGAUUCCAAAAAAAAAUAUUCGUUACUCUGUCUCUCUCUCACUCCCCUACGGAACGUCCCAUGAGUGCGACAGAGACAGAGCGACGAAACGAUCUUUCGGAGUCGGGCGGCUGUGCCCUUGGCCUGGCUCAGCCUCGCACCUCCCGGCCCGCCACUGCGGCCACUUAGGUGACACGGACACGACGCCGUGCCCGUGCCGUUCCCAUGGCGCCCCCACUUCCGCGUCCAUCCUGGCCCAUCCGCGCAACAGGUUCAAGUGGAAAAAGACUUCACCAAAUAAAGGGUCUCGUCCGUGUUUCAUUCAUGA